Molecule: messenger RNA, 3240 nt
Organism: Protopterus annectens (West African lungfish)
Lineage: Eukaryota; Metazoa; Chordata; Ceratodontiformes; Protopteridae
Gene: MAT2B
Product: methionine adenosyltransferase 2B
Exons: 7
Coding region: 130-1134 (334 amino acids)
Biological process (GO): S-adenosylmethionine biosynthetic process
Cellular component (GO): methionine adenosyltransferase complex
Molecular function (GO): methionine adenosyltransferase regulator activity
Source: RefSeq, a predicted model, not a curated record
UUUGGUCUCGAAGAGGAAACCGGAUCCAAUGUGAGACAUUAGUGGUGCGAAGCAGGUUAGAAGAUUUGGGACUGUAUUAUAUGUUUAUAUAACUUAACGGGCCUGAUUGUCUUUAGCUGUCAAGCAAAUAUGGUGGGGCGAGAAAAGGAGCUCAAAAUACACUUUGUUCCGGGACACGUGCAACUUUUACAGGACGAUGCCUCCAUCCCUGAAAAACGUGUCCUUGUCACUGGGGCUACAGGGCUUCUGGGCCGGGCAGUUUUCAAAGAGUUUAAGCUGUAUGACUGGAAUGCGGUGGGCUGCAGGUACAACAGAGCAAGACCUGACUUUGUACGAGUUAACCUUUUAGAUUUUGCAGCAGUUCGGAAACUCCUGCAAGAUUUCAAGCCACACGUGAUCAUACAUUGUGCAGCAGAAAGACGGCCUGAUGUUGUAGAAAAUGAGUUUGAGGCUGCAACACAGCUUAACGUAGCUGCAUCGGGGAAUCUGGCAAAGGAGGCUGGAAUGGUUGGUGCCUUCCUGAUCUACAUUAGUACCGACUAUGUGUUUGAUGGCAGGAAACCACCAUACCGUGAGGAUGAUAGUCCAAACCCUUUGAAUCUCUAUGGGAAAACAAAGUUGGAUGGAGAGAGAGCAGUUCUACAGAACAACCAAACGGCAACAGUUCUGAGGGUCCCAGUACUAUAUGGAGACGUUGAAAAGUUGGAGGAGAGUGCCGUUACAAUCAUGUUUGAGAAGGUGCAGUUCAGCAACAAGUCUGCGAACUUCGACCACUGGCAGCAGAGGUUCCCUACUCAUGUCAUGGAUGUGGCAGCCGUUUGUCGACAGCUAGCAGAGAGGAGGAUGCAGGAUCCUUCCAUAAAAGGGAUAUUUCAUUGGUCUGGCAAUGAACAAAUGACAAAGUUCGAGAUGGCAUGUGCCAUGGCUGAUGCAUUUAAUCUUCCUAGUAGCCAUCUGAGAUCGAUAACUGAUAGUCCGGUAAUGGGAGCACCUCGUCCACAGAAUGCACAACUUGACUGUUCCCGACUGGAAAAACUAGGAAUUGGCCAGAGAACACCCUUCCUUAUUGGGAUUAAACAGUGUCUCUGGCCAUUUCUCAUUGAUAAACGUUGGAGGCAGACAGUUUUCCAUUAAGUGAAACUUCUGAAAACGAGUACUGCUUGUGGGGCCUUCUUCCAGGAAGGAAGACAUUUGGUAGACAAGGCAAAGACAGUAACUAGAAAGGAAUUGAACAAUUGAGAUUCUGUUUUCUGUUGCAUACCUUUUCUUAAGGCUAGAUUAACAGAAAAUGAUAAGGCUGAAAAGUGGUCCAUGGUGAUGGAGAGACAUUUUUUUCCCAAAUAGAUUUUUUUCUUUUAACUGAAGAAUUCCAACACAGCAAAGUUUGUCAAGCAUUUUAAGUAAUGUUGCAGAAGAAACUAUACAAAAAUAUUUCAACAUUUUAAAGAUUUCAGGUAUCCGGUUGUAUUUUAGUUAGAGAUUUUCAGAAAAUGUUAAUUUUUUUCAGUAUUUUUCAAAACGUGGCCACUGCGAUUUGCAUGGAAGUAGCAUUACAAACAUGGCAAAUUUCAGGACUGAAAGAAGUUCACAGGGUAUUAUGUAAGGUAAACUGAGAUUCUUCAUAAAUGAAUAGAUCCAAACCUUUUACUGUUCUUUUCUGUAUGCUCAACACACAGCCUUUAAAAAUGAGGGUAUUAUUUGCUUACCAUGGUAAAAAUGGGGUAACAUGGGAAAGUACAGAUCAUCGUUUCAUCAGCAUACGUCUUCUUCCCAUAGUAUAAUACAAAUCUGAACAAAUGACUGUUUUGAAUUCUGUGGCAGCAAGAGUAUUGUUUUGCAGUACUAUGUUUAUUAGAACUCUCUCUCUUUUCAUCAUAUCAUCAGGUAAUAGAACAGGUAGUUUAUGUAGGUACUGUAAGAAAAAAAAUGUUAUGUACAGAAGUAAAAAGCCAGGGCAUUUGAAGUCCGAGAGUAAUAGAUAAUGGGAUAUAAGGAGAGUUUUUAUUAACCUGCUUUCAUACUGACUUGUAUUAGUGGCUAGAAUGUUCAGAAGUUGCAACCUUGAGUUUAGUUUCACUCUGAAUACUUUCAGAAGUAAUUCCUGCAGAGUUAAUAUUUUGCUUUACAAUAUUGCAUAUUAGCCUUCAUUUAGAGGGUGUUUGAUGCGCAUUGUUUUGUUUAGUUUCAGUAACUAUGUGUACAUGCUUUUCAGAUGUAUUAGGCUCCAAAGAUUUUGCAGGAUAGUUCUUUGGUUUCUCUGCAGUCAUGUUGUUGCAGUCUGUUUUAAAAAGUUAUUUUACUGAAGAAAAAUCUUUAAAUUCAAAAUGCUUAAUUGUUGAAAUGAUCAAAAUUUUAGUACUUAAAUAAGAGCAUUUCACUAUAUUUUUUUAUUGUUAAUGAUGCGAGUUCUAGAGUAUCAUUUAAUUUCUGCACUAUUUGUUGCAGUGCAAAACUGAGCAUGUGAUUUACUAUACUGUCAGCAGUGUUUGUGAAAGUAAUGUUCAUACCAUGAGCUGUACGUCUCUGUAGUAUGUAAAGUGUUAUUUUUCAGUGCCUGGUAAGACCAUGCCAAAUAAUGUCACUAGAAGAAAAAGAAAUGGACAAAAAAGGUAACUGUCUUGAUGGAAAUGUUGAAUGUUUUUUUUUUUGUUCCUGUGGUACAUCUCGGUGAAUUGAAUUCUGCGUUUAGUGUACUAGGCUUGUUUAACAUUUCCUUUUUGUGAAUACAUUUGUUUCAUCAGCAGUUUCAUAGUCUAAAAUGACUGCACUUAAAUUUCUCCGAAAGUGAAUGUGUUUUAUUGUGAAAGAACAUGUUUGUGCUGCUGCUGCUGCUGUAUUUGCUCAGAAAUAAAUAAAAAAAAACUUUAAAAUUAUGGACAGACUGUGGUAACGAAAUAUUGCAUCUGGUUACGGAUUGUUUUUUUCCAGAGAUGAUACAUGAUUGUCACCAAGUAUCUUUGAUUUGUAAAGUUGGUGGACUGCAAGGAAAAGCAUCCAAGUCACAUUCUCAAGCUGUAGUACAUGACAGCAAGUUAUAUUUAACAACUUGUAGUAUACAAAAUGUUUAUACUACAAUCAUAACUUUAUUAAAAAAGAAAAUGACUGUAGCACUUUGACUUUAUUUCCCAGUAUAACUUGCUUAAAGUGUACCACAUUUUUUUAUAUUUUAGUGUUUUCUUGUUGCCUUUGUUUGCACCCCCUAACCCAUACAUAUAAAUUAAUAAAAUGAAUGUCUCGAUA